AUGGAAGAAAACCACAAGGAAACACCAACAGAGGUCAAGGCGAUCAUGAAGCAAUAUCGGGAAUACAAGCAAAGAAUUACGGAACAGGAUGCAUUUGUGGAUGAACUCGUCAAGGCGGUCACACGCAAGGAGCAAGAAUAUCAUGACCUCAAGGCCGACCUCCUGGAUCAGACAGAGAGCCGCCGGAGAUGGCAGAAGCGUGCCUUGGACGUCGAAGACCGCAUAACCAGUGUACAGUAUGUCCUCGUACUCAUCGACGGAAACCAGCACUUCUUCCAACCACAUUUCCUUCGGAUGGGGGCCGCAGGCGCCGAUGAGGCUGUCAAGAGAUUCGUGGCCGAGGUGAAGGACUUUGCGAGAGCGCAACACAAGAGCGACUUGCCGGAGGGCAUAGACACGGUAACGCAUGUUUUCGCUGACAUUGGUCAGUUGGCGCAUGACCUCUCAGUGGCGAAACUCCUCCCGGAGCCGGACACGCUAUGGACAUUCAUCCAGGAAGUCUCCAAGGUCGACCCCGGCAUGACAAUCACCGACUGUGGUUCCGGGCACGGGGCGGUAGAUACCAAGCUGAAAUACUACUACGAGCUUUUCUUGGAAAACUGCCACUGUAGGCACGUUUUCCUGGCUCUGGGCCAACGAUCAGAGUACUACAAAGUCCUGGAGCUGUACGGCGACGACGAUUAUACCAAACUUAAGACAACACUCAUCCGUCCAGCGCAUGGAUUUGCCGAGAAUUACAACAUCCCAUUCCAUACCAUCGAGCUUUCCAUGCUCAACACUGUACAAAACAACACCGAGGGAAUACCCCCGAAUGACAAAACUUACCCCGUCCGAUCAGCUCAAUGGAAUGAUACCAGCAGUCUGCACGCUCCAGUGAACACAUCUAAUCCCACGUCCAAUAGAGCAGACAGGCAAGCGCCGUCCCGCCAUGAUAAAGCACCACUUCUAAACUCGACCACCACCACCACCACCACCCCCCAAACACGACCAGAAGUGAAGGCCACCCCGAAAGGGUCGCCAGCAAAUGGCACUUUGGUGGUCAACGGCGUCAAUGGUAGCCUCCCGGAAGAACUUGACAAUGAGAGUCUACUCGGCGUUGUCAAGCUGGAUUCGGCACAUCCUUCAUCGCAAACCAGGAAAGCUGCCGGUGAGCAGAGUUGGGAGGCGAACAUCACUGAGAACAACUACACUCCGGCACCGAUACAAGAGCCAUGGGGCGAGACCACGAAUGGUACCACCAAUGGCUCCUACGACGAAGAAGACACCAACACGGAAGACAUUCCAAGAAGUCGAGCACACACCCGAAGAGGCGAGAGGGGUGGUGCUGGCAAACGAUGGCCACAGCCACUUCUGAGCCAGGAACGUCGACUUGCAAACAACAGCAACUUCCAACGGCCUGGAGUCCAAUCUCCGAAACAACAAUUCGAGGGAUCUUGGGACGACAUGUUGAAGGAAGACGAGAAACGGGGCGUGUCACAGGCCCUGUCGGACCAGCAGCGGCCAGGCUCCAGCGCGAGCAGUCUCGCCGCUUCCGCAUUCACGAAAAAGGUCCCCAGCACGCCGGAGCCUAACCCGGAGCGACGACCGAUCUGUGCACCAAUUGCGUUGAACAGAUUCGACCAGAGGAUCGACAUGAAACUGCCAAAGCCUUCCUCCGAGGACCAAGAACUAUGCGACCUUCGAACGCGGAACAAAAAAUUGUGUAACGAACAUCAUCUGCGUUCGGCCUGCGCCGAUGAAAAUUGUAAGUACGAUCAUGCGUCCAUCACAGAAGGGGUCUAUCUCGCACUGAGAAUCAAGGCUCGCAGGCUUGCUUGCAGCAUUGGUUCUGGCUGCCGACGUCACGACUGUUUCGCGAGCCACCAUUGUCCAAAUGUGUCACACUCGUCUACGUGCGGAAGACACAACUGUAACUUUGCAGGCAAAGGCAUGCAUGAAGUGACGGACCUUCAAAUCGUAAGACUGAUUGAGCCAAAAAGUACAAAUGGGUCUUGAAGAUACCACCAAAAACAUGAUCAUCGAAUUAUCUCAAAGCAGGGCCGGACAUUCCCUCCACAAUCAUUUCUGGGUCUUUUCCCCCGGGCGGAGGGCGUCGUGUUCCGUAAUGAAUAAAAGUCUUUUCUCUUGAGGGAGUGGGCCUAUUGGUCGAGGCAUGAGCUGGCCACGAGGCUGAGAUAUUCUGUGCCUCACUUGUCAUCUCUUAGGAAGAUGGCGGAACCCAGCCUGAGGGCCAGCUUGGUGUUUUGCUUGAUGGGAUUCACGGCCUGAGACCUUUCAUAAAUAAAUCUGUGAGCAUAGGGCGGCCUGUUUCUGCUGGAAGGCUUUAGGGCCUUGACAAAGAAAUGUCGAUCAAAAAUACCCACCAGCUUCACGAGCGCCCAAAAAGCAACUUUGUCCGAAUCCAAUGGAGCGAAGGAGUGGUCAAUUAAGACCACGCAUGGCA
Molecule: messenger RNA, 2443 nt
Organism: Exophiala oligosperma
Lineage: Eukaryota; Fungi; Ascomycota; Eurotiomycetes; Chaetothyriales; Herpotrichiellaceae
Exons: 4
Coding region: 1-1995 (664 amino acids)
Source: RefSeq, a predicted model, not a curated record